Elgaria multicarinata webbii is the source of this 3277-nucleotide messenger RNA. RefSeq names its product ALG11 alpha-1,2-mannosyltransferase (gene ALG11). Gene Ontology annotation, molecular function: GDP-Man:Man(3)GlcNAc(2)-PP-Dol alpha-1,2-mannosyltransferase activity. Bases 38 to 1501 code for a protein of 487 amino acids. Gene Ontology annotation, biological process: protein N-linked glycosylation. Gene Ontology annotation, cellular component: endoplasmic reticulum membrane. The transcript has 4 exons. NCBI's taxonomy places the organism in Eukaryota, Metazoa, Chordata, Lepidosauria, Squamata, Anguidae. The record is from RefSeq and is a predicted model, not a curated record.
UGACUUCCGGCGUAGGCGCGUGACGUCAGCUUCCAACAUGGCGGCUUUCCCGGCCGAGCCGCUUCUCAGAUUGCUGAACUCACUGGUUAUCCCUGCAUUGAUACUAAGUGGAGUUUUAUGUCUGUGUUUGUUGAUGCUGCUGUGUGGUUUACGGCUCUGGUUCCAGCAAAGGAAAAAGCUUAUUCCACCAGGGCAAGAUGGGAAAAGACCAUAUGUGGUUGCAUUUUUUCAUCCAUAUUGCAAUGCAGGUGGUGGAGGGGAGCGAGUGUUAUGGUGUGCUCUAAGAGCACUGCAGAAAAAGUACAAAAAUGCCUCCUAUGUUGUUUAUACUGGUGAUACCGAUGCUACAGCUGAGAAUAUCCUUGAAGGCGCUUACCGACGAUUCAACAUCAGAUUAAAUCAACCUGUGAAGUUUGUGUUUUUGAAUCGGCGCUACCUAGUAGAAGCUUCCCUUUAUCCACAUUUCACUCUGCUGGGCCAGAGCCUAGGAUCUGUGUUUCUGGGCUGGGAAGCCCUUAUGAAAUGUGUCCCUGAUAUUUAUAUUGACUCUAUGGGUUAUGCCUUCACACUUCCACUAUUUAAAUAUUUAGGAGGUUGUCGGAUAGGCUGUUAUGUUCACUAUCCUACAAUCAGCACUGACAUGCUUUCUAUAGUUAGGAAUCAGAAUGCUCGAUUUAAUAAUGCAGCCAUCAUCACAAAAAUUCCCUUAUUAAGCAAAUUGAAACUUGUAUAUUAUUACCUUUUUGCUUCUAUAUAUGGGUUAGUUGGCUCUUGUAGCGAUAUUGUCAUGGUUAAUUCUUCAUGGACUCUAAAUCACAUCCUUUCCCUUUGGCGGUGCAGCGAUCGCACAAGCAUUGUGUAUCCGCCUUGUGAUGUUCAGGCCUUUCUGGAUAUUCCACUUCGUCAGGAAAAGAGCACGGCAGAACAAACAAUAGUUUCUGUAAGCCAGUUUAGGCCAGAGAAAGACCACUCUUUGCAAAUCAGAGCCUUUGCUAAACUGCUGGAAAAGACUGCAGGGCAGCACUAUCUGCCCAAACUUAUUCUGAUAGGGGGCUGUCGUAACCAAGAAGAUGACCAGCGUGUAAAUGGACUUAAAAAGCUCUGUCAAGAGUUGGGCAUUGAAAAAAAGGUGGACUUCAAAGUUAACAUUCCAUUUGAAGAGCUAAAGAAACAUCUGGCAGAUGCAACCAUUGGACUCCACACCAUGUGGAAUGAACACUUCGGGAUUGGAAUUGUUGAAUGUAUGGCAGCUGGCACAAUUAUCCUUGCUCACAAUUCUGGAGGCCCGAAACUGGACAUUGUGGUGCCCUAUGAAGGAAAUAUUACUGGCUUUCUAGCAGAACAUGAAGAUAGUUACGCAGACACCAUGGCUUAUAUCUUUUCUUUGUCUCCUACAAAACGGCUAGCGAUCAGGCAAAAUGCUCGUCAGUCUGUGAAGAGAUUUGCUGAUCAGGAAUUUGAGGAAACAUUCCUAUUAUCUGUAGAGAAGCUAUUUAAAUAAAAUAUUUUGUAUAUAGAUAUCUGAACAUACUUGAAUUAUGGGACUAUGCUUGUAUAUUUUUCUAAUUUAAUAUUUCUGUUGUACAGUAAAGAGUAUGUUAAUCAUGAGACUUAGAUGUGGGGUUCAGAAUAAUCUGACAGAGCAUGCUUCCAACCCAAAUUCAUCAUUUGUGUAGCAAAAGUAUAUGCAAAAUCAGAUGUGAAAUGCUUAAAGACUCAGCAGUCUUGCCAAAGAAUAAAUUAUAUGGCAAAAUAUCCACCUCAGUGCUCUUGUAUAAGGAUAGAUGGAGCUUGAAUUUUCCAAUGAAUUUUUGUGGCAUUGAAUUUACCUCUGAAUAUGGUUUGACAGUUUCACGGUAGAGGCAUACGUUCCUCCAUACAGGAAACUAGCAUAUUAACGAGUCCUAUAGCCUAGCUUCUCCCUAACAUCUAAUUUUGCAUGUAAGGAGCUUUUUUUUUAAUGGCCAAGCAUUCAACCAUUUGAGCCCGACCUGCAAUGUGUAGUAAUACAGCCUAGAUAUAGGCUUAUCACCUUAGUGAGAACUAGACCGAUGGAUGUCACUGAAGUUAAAUCUGUUAAAGGUAUCGUCAUCGGAAAUAUGGCACAAAGAGGUUUGUGGUGUACCAUCCUUCCACGUUCCAGUACAGGUAGGGGCAGGUUGGACACAUUCCUUGCACUAUUUGGCAAUGGGAAGAGUUAUUCAAACAUGUCUCACCCACAACUGCUCAUUUAUUAGAAGAUGCUUAGAGGCCAUCAAGGGGAAACAGACAAACCAGGAAAGAGAUGAGCUUCUAACUUUAGGGAAUGCUGUCACGGCUGUGUUGCAAGACCUCUAGCUAGCUGAGUCAGGCAUAGGAGGAAAAGAUGGACAGAGCACUUUCAUUCCACACUGGGUGAGACCUACUUGCUGAGUCUGGGUUUGCAAAAAUCUUAUACAGACUCUUAUGUUUCCAGCUCUAAGUAAUAUUGUAAUGAAAAAGAAUAUGAAACAGCUGUCAAACUAGUGAGCUGGACUGGAAUGUUUCAUUGUAAAAGCAUGGGUUAAUGAGAGAUGCAGAGAGGUGUAGAUAGACCAGCCAUGCAUUGUGAUCAGUGUCUGGCUCAUUAACCUGAACAGCUUUUUACCACUAAACCAUGCUUUUUUCAGCUAUCAAGAUCCCUGCACCUCUUAUUAAGUACUUAAUAGUGGAUGAUAACCCUACAAAGAAAGAUUUCCUAAAAUCUUGGCUAUUAAUAUGGAUACCACUAGUUGCUAUUAUUUCUUAAGGAACUAUUCAGGAAUGUUAACUGAUUGCUCCUUCCUGUUUGUCUCUAGUCAUGUUAUUACUGUCUUCCAAACUUUCAUUGGGUUUACUAUUAGUUACAUGUUUUUUUUCCAGUUGCUCUGUGUCUGCUGUUUCAACUGGAGCAUUUAAAAUCUCCUCUUCUAGAGAGGUUACCACUUUUUCCAGGGAUUCUACCAGCUCAUCCCUCAAUUCAUCUUCAGAUUCUUCAAAGUUUCUGUAUAGUUAACAAGAGAAAAUGGAUAUUCAAUGUUGUUGGUGUAUUUACCAACUUAUGAAAAUGUUCAAUUCUAAAAUUGGUUAAAAUGUCAAUUAAAAGUAUUCUGCAAGUCUGAAGGUUGGUUCAUAUUAUGUGAUGACCCACACACACAAUUGCCUUUUGAGGGUGCGGAGUCCCUACCAGAUUCAUGACUUGGGCAUGAUUGACUGAAAAUGCUAUUUGUAUAAAAAUAUGUCUUUGUAAAUCUAUUAAAUAAAUAAACAAAUAAGGAAA